Penicillium pulvis is the source of this 1953-nucleotide messenger RNA. RefSeq names its product fimbrin (gene sac6). Gene Ontology annotation, biological process: actin filament bundle assembly; actin filament network formation. The transcript is spliced from 5 exons. NCBI's taxonomy places the organism in Eukaryota, Fungi, Ascomycota, Eurotiomycetes, Eurotiales, Aspergillaceae. Gene Ontology annotation, molecular function: actin filament binding. Bases 1 to 1953 code for a protein of 650 amino acids. Gene Ontology annotation, cellular component: cytoplasm; actin filament; actin filament bundle. The record is from RefSeq and is a predicted model, not a curated record.
AUGAACGCCCUAAAGCUCCAGAAGCGAUUCCCGCAGCUGGACCAGGGUGAGAUUUUCUCCCUCCAGGACGCAUUCCAUAAGCUGGAUAUCGACGACCGCGGUUAUCUGGACGAAGCCUCGGUGAUCAAGGCGACCCAGCAGUCUGAACGACAGCCGUAUGAUGUGGUGCGCCAGGCCUUGAAAGGUGUGGAGCUCGACAGCUCCCGGCGCGUAGAGCUAGAGGACUAUAUCGAUUUAGUAGCGAGACUCCGUUCGGGGCCUGCUCCCGGCGCUCAAGGUGGAUCUAGCCCCGCGGCUGUGAUUCAAGGAGCUGGGGCUGGAGCCGGCGCGGGCGCUGGCGGAUCCCGUCAUGUUUCCAAGGGAAGUGUUGGUGGUAGAAUUCACGUCCAAGGCUCAUCAGCCAAUGUCACACAUACCAUCAACGAGGAUGAGCGAACUGAGUUCACCCGGCACAUUAAUGCCAUUCUGGCUGGCGAUCCGGAUGUUGGCCACCUUCUGCCCUUCCCUACCGACACCUUCGAGAUGUUCGAUAAGUGCAAGGAUGGUUUGGUGCUGGCUAAGUUGAUCAACGACAGUGUGCCAGACACUAUUGAUGAGCGUGUCCUGAACAAGGCAGGGAAGAGAAUCAAGGAAUUGAACGCCUUCCACAUGACUGAGAACAACAAUAUUGUGAUCAACUCUGCCAAGGGUAUCGGCUGCUCGGUUGUGAACAUUGGAAGUGGGGACAUUAUUGAGGUUCGUGAGCACUUGAUUUUGGGUCUGAUCUGGCAGAUCAUUCGUCGUGGCCUGCUGGGCAAGAUUGACAUCAAACUCCACCCCGAACUCUACCGACUCCUGGACGAGGAUGAGACUCUGGAACAGUUCCUACGCCUGCCCCCGGAGCAGAUCCUACUCCGUUGGUUCAACUACCAUCUGAAGAACGCGAAAUGGGACCGAAGAGUCUCAAAUUUCUCGACAGAUGUCAAGGAUGGUGAGAAUUACACGGUUUUGUUGAACCAACUGGCCCCAGAUGUCUGCUCUCGCAGCCCUCUUCAGACCGGAGACUUGCUUCAACGAGCUGAGGAGGUCCUUACCAAUGCCGAGAAGCUGGACUGCCGAAAGUUCCUGACACCGACCUCACUUGUGGCUGGAAACCCGAAGCUGAACCUUGCCUUCGUCGCUAAUUUGUUCAACACGCAUCCGGGCUUGGAUCCUAUUACGGAAGAGGAGAAGCUCGAAGUGGAGGACUUUGACGCCGAAGGAGAGCGUGAGGCAAGAGUGUUCACGCUCUGGCUGAACUCACUAGAUGUUCAGCCAUCGGUAAACUCGCUCUUUGACGACCUACGCGAUGGUAGCAUUCUCUUGCAGGCCUACGACAAGGUCAUCCCCGGGAGUGUCAAUUGGCGACACGUCAACAAACCCCCGGCAUCCGGUGGCGAAUUGAUGCGUUUCAAGGCUGUAGAGAACACGAACUAUUCUAUUGAGCUUGGGAAAUCAAACGGCUUCUCUCUGGUGGGCGUCCAGGGUGCUGAUAUUACUGAUGGUCAGCGAACUCUCACUCUCGGGUUGGUAUGGCAGCUGAUGCGUCGGGAUAUCACCAACACCCUCUCUGCUCUGGCUCAACGGCUAGGCAAGCGUGAGAUUACUGACUCGGAGAUGAUUCGAUGGGCCAACGACAUGUCUAAGAGCGGUGGCCAGUCUUCCUCGAUCCGCAGCUUCAAGGAUAAGUCUAUUGGAACUGGUCUGUUCCUUCUGGAUGUGCUGAACGGCAUGAAGAGCAGCUAUGUCGACUAUGACCUGGUCACCCCUGGUCGAACUGAUGAAGAGGCGUACGCCAACGCUAAAUUGAGCAUCAGUAUUGCUAGAAAGAUGGGGGCUACCAUUUGGCUGGUACCGGAGGACAUCUGCCAAGUACGCUCUCGGCUGGUCACCACCUUCAUCGGUUCCCUCAUGGCUACGCACGAGAAGAUGUAA